Messenger RNA from Arabidopsis thaliana (thale cress), 1139 nucleotides. Its product is annotated as NmrA-like negative transcriptional regulator family protein. Gene Ontology annotation, molecular function: oxidoreductase activity. The transcript has 5 exons. The coding region runs from base 58 to 1026 and encodes 322 amino acids. Lineage: Eukaryota; Viridiplantae; Streptophyta; Magnoliopsida; Brassicales; Brassicaceae. The record is from RefSeq and is marked reviewed.
ACAGCAUUAUUGAAUUUAGUAGUACACACAAUCAUUAGUCAUUACCACGUUUGAAACAUGACGACGGAGAAAAGCAAGAUUCUGGUGAUCGGAGGGACUGGUUACAUGGGAGAAUUCAUCGUUGAAGGGAGCGCGAAAGCCGGUAACCCAACAUUCGCUCUUGUCCGAGAAGCAUCUCUCUCUGAUCCUGUCAAGAGCAAAACCAUCCAGAGCUUCAAAGAUCUCGGUGUCACAAUACUACACGGAGAUUUGAAUGAUCAUGAGAGCUUAGUUAAGGCCAUUAAACAGGUUGAUGUGGUGAUAUCAACCAUCGGGCACAAGCAAAUCUUUGAUCAAACCAAGAUCAUUUCCGCCAUUAAAGAAGCUGGUAACGUCAAGAGAUUCUUGCCGGCUGAGUUUGGGAUAGACGUUGAGAGGACCAGUGCGGUUGAGCCGGCAAAAUCAUUAUUUGCAGGGAAGGUACAGAUCAGGAGAGCCAUUGAAGCUGAAGGAAUACCAUACACUUACGUUGUUAGCAAUUGCUCUGCCGGUUUUUACUUGCGUACGUUACUUCAGUUCGAGUCUGGUCUCAUUUCUCAUACUAGAGACAAGGCCAUCAUCUUUGGCGACAAAAAUGUUCCUCCUAGAGACAAAGUCACCAUAUUAGGCGAUGGAAAUGCCAAAGUUGUGAUCAACAAAGAGGAAGAUGUUGCAGCUUACAUGAUCAAGGCGGUGGAUGAUCUAAGGACUCUGAACAAAACCCUCUACAUUAGUCCUCCUAACAACAUUUUAUCGAUGAACGAAAUGGUCACCUUGUGGGAGAAAAAGAUCGGCAAGUCUCUUGAGAAGACUCACAUAUCAGAAGAGCAAAUCCUUAAAAGCAUCCAAGUUCCCAUCGAUGUUUUCAAGUCUAUAAACCACGCGGUGUUUGUGAAGGGAGAUCAGACCAGUUUCACAAUAGAGCCUUGGUUCGGUGAAGAAGCCUCUGUGCUUUACCCUGAUGUCAAGUACACGAGUAUUGAUGAGUAUCUCAGUCAAUUCACUUGAGAACAAUUCACAAAAACAAAUCACAAAACAAUAAAAACUGAUUCUUGUACGUGUGAAAUUGAUUAAUCAAGCAAAAUGUAAAGUUUUGUGAACUCAAGCUAAUAUAUUACACU